AUGAUAUUUAUUGAGAUGUUGAAAGUACUACUGAAUUGCCUUGUUCUGGAUUGUUCUAUUUGCAGAUUUACAGAAAUGAAGAGAAAAAAUAUGAGCAUAAACAGUUUUUUUGCAAGUAGUUCAAUCACUCCUCGUGUCGAACCUGAUCCUAUCCCAGCCAGUCCACUGAUCCCAGAGAAUGUGAACCCAGAUCCCCUUCCCCUGAUUGUAGUGACCAUAGUUCCUCCUUCAACUAAUGAGAGAACUGAUCCCUCAACCCCAAGGGAUGAUAGAAAUGACACCACAUUUGAUGAAAGUACAAACCAACCAAGAAUGCCUAUACUAGAGUUUCAUCCAAGUCAAAUUAUUGCUGAUCUAGGACUUAGAAUUCCUAUAGAAGAUUAUGCCCCUGAAAUUAGAAGAAGUGAUGUGCGAAGAGCUUAUUUGUUGAACAAACGAAACAAAGCUGUUGGGCAUACAUUCAAGAACACAAAGGAUGGUAAAAUUUGGAGAUCCUUUCAACGUGCGUGGCUCGACAAGUUUGAUUGGUUGGAAUACAGUGUGGAUAAGGAGGCUGCGUUUUGCUUUCAUUGCUUUCUUUUCAAGAAACCAUCCCAGGCCAUUAGAUUUGGCAAUGAUGUUUUCAUGAAAGAUGGCUACACUCGUUGGAAAACAGGUCUAGCUAGUUUUGAAAAGCACGUUGGUGGUCAAUCUAGUUACCACAACAUUGCUAGGGGAGAUUGCGAUGAUUUCAACAAUCAACAAGCAAGUGUGGCUACCAAAUUCCCUGUGUACAGCAAGGAGUCUGAGAUAUCUUAUAAAAUCCGCCUAACUGCAUCAUUGGAUUGUGCAAGGUAUCUCAUAGCACAAGGUGAAGCUUUUCGUGGGCAUGAUGAAUCCUCCACUUCCAUCAAUAAGGGCAAUUUUAGAGAGUUGUUGGACUGGUACAAGAACAAGAAGGAAGAUGUGAAGGAGGCAUUUGAUAAGGGGGCUGGAAAUGCACAAAUGAUUUGUUCUGACAUCCAAAAGGACCUUGCUGCUGCUUGUGCAAUGGAGGUAACCAAAGUUAUUAAGAAUGACAUUGGAGAUAAGAAAUUCUCAAUACUUAUUGAUGAGGCUAGAGAUUGCUCAAUAAAGGAGCAAAUGGCGGUGAUUGUGAGAUUUCUAGAUGAUCACGGGGUGCUCCAAGAGAGAUUCCUUGCCAUUAAGCACAUCACAGAUUGUACAUCUGCUGGAAUUAAAGAAGCUUUGGUUGAUAUGUUGGAAUUUCAUGGUUUGCUACUGUGA
Triticum turgidum subsp. durum (durum wheat) is the source of this 1266-nucleotide messenger RNA. Lineage: Eukaryota; Viridiplantae; Streptophyta; Magnoliopsida; Poales; Poaceae. The record is from the annotation of a GenBank genome assembly.